Messenger RNA from Staurois parvus, 264 nucleotides. Lineage: Eukaryota; Metazoa; Chordata; Amphibia; Anura; Ranidae. The record is from the annotation of a GenBank genome assembly.
UGCUCAUCAAUGCCACCUAUCACUGCCUUUCAGUGCGACCUAUCAGUGCCAGUCAGUGCCGCCUAUCAGUGCCAUCAGUGCCGCCUAUCAGUGCCGCCUAUCAGUGCCCGUCAGUGCCGCCUAUCAGUGCCAGUCAGUACCGCCUAUCAGUGCUGCCAAUCAGUGCUGCCUAUCAGUGCCAUAUAUAAGUGCUGCCUUUCAGUGCCCAUCAGUGAUGCCUGUCAAUGCCCAUCAGUGCCGCCUACCAGUGCCUCCUCAUCAGUG